UAUUCAACAGCCCAUCCCUAGUCCACACCCAAAGCCCAACAAACAAACAUUCCAUCGAAAUCAGCGAAAUUAAUAUCCAAAUUCCCAUACAAAGCAUGCAAAAGUCGUCUCAUUUUGCACGCGAGGAUUCCCAGGAGCAUCUGCCCACCCACCCACAUCAGCAUCAACAGCACACCGUCAACAUGAAGCGACGCACCCUCUCCGGCAGCUGUGGCGUUGGCGUCUUCAUCUUUGCAUUCGCCUUCAUCGCCAUUGCCUUUGCAACGCCCAGUUGGCUGGUCAGUGAUUACCGCAUUACGGGCGCCAAGCUGGAUCGCCUGGGCCUGUGGGUGCACUGCUUCCGCUCGCUGCCGGAUGUCAACGACGACAGCCAGCGACGCUUCUUUGUGGGCUGUCGCUGGGUGUAUGACCCAUUUACCACGGGCUACGAUGAGAUACGCGGAUUCCUGCUGCCAGCCUUCAUGAUUGCCACACAAUUCUUCUACACGCUCGCCUUCAUCGGCAUGCUGCUGAGUGCCAUUGGUGUGCUGGUCUUCUUCCUGUGCGCCGGACCCGACCAGAAGCAUUUCAUUACACUCAUCCGAUCCGUGGGCUAUGUGCUGCUCGGCGCUGGCGUCUGUGCAUCCAUUGCGGUCAUAGUGUUUGCCGGUUUUGGCAAUCGGAAUGGCUGGAUGCCGGAGCAUGCCAACAACUGGUUCGGCUGGUCCUUCAUACUCGCCUGCGUGGGCUCCGUGCUGACCCUGGUGGCGGCCACAUUAUUCCUCAGCGAGGCGCAUGUGCAGCAACGCAAGCGCCUGCAGUUCAAAGAGUCGCAGACACGCUUCGAGUUGGUUCGCGGAUAGUUACGGCAGCAAGCAACAAGUAGCAGCGGAGGCAGCAGCAGCAACAGAAACAACAUUCCGUCCCCACGACACACACACACAAAACAAAAACUUCUACGAAGAAUUCUCACCAUAAUAAUUAAAUUUAGUUUUUUUUUUAGUUGGAAAUGUUUAUGCAAUUGCCAGACAACAACAACGACAACGACGACAGACAGUCGGAGAAUACCCUUAUGACACCCAGCAUCACAUCAGUUUCUUGGUACUUAUGAAUCAUCCAUCCAAUACGACAACUACAACAAAAGUUCUAAACGAAGACUGAAUGUAUCCGAAAUGAAAUCUUCUUCCUUCUGCAGUAUUUAUGCAAACAAAAAAGACGCUCAAAAAGUGACUCAUUUUAUUUUAUGUAGAGUAUAUGACAAUUUGCAUAUCAAACACAACUUUUUCGCUCAAUUAACAGCAGUCAGCACACAACAGUCGCCCGCAGCCCUUCCACCACCCACCCACCCAACACUCUCAUACAUAGUACACACUUUUGUGUAAAGUCGCAGAGCUCGUGUCUUAAUGCUAGCAACGAAAUGUUACACUCGUGCCUUAAUUAGAGAAGCUUUUUUGGUAUAAUUUAGAUAGUGCUUAAAAUACAUAUUACUAUUAGAUUCGACUACCUGAACCACACAGACCUGCGACUACAUACCAACAGACAAAACCCCAUUUGGAUUGCAUAAACUUCUGCUAAGAAAGUGCCUUAGUUAAGUGACCAUUUACACAGAC
Molecule: messenger RNA, 1589 nt
Organism: Drosophila subobscura
Lineage: Eukaryota; Metazoa; Arthropoda; Insecta; Diptera; Drosophilidae
Gene: sinu
Biological process (GO): regulation of tube size, open tracheal system; septate junction assembly
Cellular component (GO): septate junction; membrane
Source: RefSeq, a predicted model, not a curated record